AUGGACACUCCCUACAUGAACUCGCGCUCCCCGCCGCCUCUCCAGCACCCAAAGCCCACACAUCCGGCAUACCCCCCGCCAGAGCCUCCCCACACCCCGGGUCGCAGCUCGGCGUCCUCGCCCUACUCCCAGACAGGCCGUCUCUCAAUGGAGGCAGACGGCUACACGCGCUACUCGUCGCCGCCCGUCGGCGUCGAGCAGCACCACCACCAGCAACCCUUCCAUGGUACCCCCCAGCAGCAGCAGCAGCAGCAGCAGCAAGCUUCCACCUCCGGUUACGCGCCGCAGGGCGUGUCUGGCCAGAUGGGAGGCUCGGCGCACGCGCGCGGCUUUGGCGCCGCCGGUCCCAACGCACCUAUGGGGUACGACACAAGCGGAUUUGGGGCGUGGCCGGGCAUGAACGACGCGACGGCGCAGAUGGGUGUGCAGUUUGGCCGCAGCGCCGUGGCUGCCGGUCACGACUAUGUCGAGAAGAAUCUCUCGCGCUACCUUCCCCUCCCCCUGGUCAAGACGUGCUUCUCUGUCACGAACAGCUACGUCUUGCGCAAGCUGCGACUUGUCCUCUUCCCAUGGCGGCACAAGCCGUGGUCGCGCCAGGUGCGUCGCGGGGCUGAGCACGGCGGCGUCGACGGCUGGAUGGCCCCACGGGACGACAUUAACGCGCCCGACCUCUACAUUCCCACCAUGGCACUCGUGACGUACACUUUGCUCGCUGCGCUCGCGCGUGGCCUGCAGUCGCGCUUCAAGCCCGAGGUGCUCGGCGAGUCCAUUUCGAGCGCCAUCCUCGUCGUCAUCCUCGAGUUCCUCCUCGUCAAGCUCGGCUGCUACUUUCUCGAUGUGCGGGGUGGUGGUGGUGCGAGUGGCGUCGAGCUCCUCGCGUACGGCGGCUACAAGUUUGUCGGCAUUGUCGCGACCGUUAUCGCCUCGCUCUUGCAGCUUGGCUCCGCCGUUCAGUUUGCCGUCUUCUUCUACACCUUCUGCGCCAACGCCUUCUUCCUCCUCCGCUCGCUCAAGUAUGUGCUUCUCCCUGACAGGAGCAGCGCCAUGUCGGAUGUAGCCAGCGCGCCGAGCCUGUCACACGGCCAGCGUGCCCGCCGUGUGCAGUUCCUGUUUGGCGUUGCAGUGUCACAGGCGUUGUGGAUGUGGUGGCUGAGCCGGGUGUAG
Molecule: messenger RNA, 1164 nt
Organism: Apiotrichum porosum
Lineage: Eukaryota; Fungi; Basidiomycota; Tremellomycetes; Trichosporonales; Trichosporonaceae
Exons: 4
Coding region: 1-1164 (387 amino acids)
Biological process (GO): endoplasmic reticulum to Golgi vesicle-mediated transport
Cellular component (GO): endoplasmic reticulum membrane; endoplasmic reticulum-Golgi intermediate compartment; COPII-coated ER to Golgi transport vesicle
Source: RefSeq, a predicted model, not a curated record